Molecule: messenger RNA, 1950 nt
Organism: Lathyrus oleraceus (garden pea)
Lineage: Eukaryota; Viridiplantae; Streptophyta; Magnoliopsida; Fabales; Fabaceae
Product: probable fucosyltransferase 7
Exons: 2
Coding region: 54-1787 (577 amino acids)
Biological process (GO): cell wall biogenesis; xyloglucan biosynthetic process
Cellular component (GO): Golgi apparatus; membrane
Molecular function (GO): galactoside 2-alpha-L-fucosyltransferase activity
Source: RefSeq, a predicted model, not a curated record
AUCUAUUUCUUAACUUCUAAACUCUUUUCUCUUAACAUCUUUUCCAACAUUUCAUGGAAAUUCUUCAAGUCACCAAGGUUAGGAUGCUGCAGAUUUCCAAGAAAUUCACACUUCUCUUUGUUGUAAUCUUCAUAGCAUUUUCUAUUGUUCUCACCAUGCACUCAAAAUCAAGCUUCUCUCUCUUUGAGGUGUUUACAAAAGACAAGAUGCAACAACUUGUUGGACAGAAUAAAAAUGCUCACAACAUUACAAAUGUUACAACCAAUGGAGGACCAGUUCAAAACACAUCAUCACAUCACAACUUCAAAGGAGCCUAUAACAAUGUCGAAAACAACACCGCGUCAAAGGUGGAAGGAAAAAUUGAAAAUGGCUCAUUGACAAGUUCCACAAAAAUCAUUGAGAGAUUUCUUGAUGGACUUCUAGAUUCUAGAUUUGAUGAACCAUCAUGCAUGAGUAGGUAUCAAUCUCAUUUGUACCGCAAAACUUCGCCUCAUAAACCUUCUUCGUAUUUGAUAUCGAAACUUCGAAAGUACGAAGAAAUUCAUAGAAGGUGUGGACCUAAUAGUAAACCUUACCACAGAACCAUGACAAAGAUUUUACAUUCAAAGAGCAUUGAAGGUGAUGCUAAAAUGUGCAAAUAUCUUAUUUGGAAACCUGUUAAUGGUUUAGGGAACCAAAUGGUUAGCAUGGUUGCAGCAUUUCUCUAUGCUCUCCUCACGAACCGCGCGAUGCUGGUAAGUUUCGGGAAAGACAAACAACGUCUAUUUUGCGAGCCGUUUCUGAAUUCAACUUGGUUGUUACCAAAAACCUCUCCAUUUUGGAAUGAAAAACAUGUUGAAACAUAUCAAAGCAUGAUAGAGAAGAAAAACGUUAUCAAUAAUUCAAAAUCCGAUUUGCCAUCGACACUAUUUCUGAAUCUACAAUACCAACAAAAUUUUCAUGAGAAAUUUUUUCACUGCGGUGAUAGUCAAGCUCUUCUCGUUAAGGUUCCUUUGUUGAUUUUGCAGUCAGAUCAAUAUUUCUUACCUUCUCUUUUCAUGACACCUUUUUUCAACACGGAACUUGAGAAAAUGUUCGUCGAGAAAGACACGGUUUUUCACCAUCUGGGACGCUACCUCUUCCACCCUUCAAAUUCCGCGUGGAGACUAAUCACAAAGAUCUAUCAAAAACACUUGGCUAAAGCAGACGAGAAAAUAGGCAUUCAGAUACGAGUUUAUAAUCCUGUCACAACUCCACAACAAGUAAUUGCAAAUCUAGUUUUAAAUUGCACACUAGAAAAUAAUCUUCUUCCGAAAGUACUUGAUAUGAAAAGUUCAAUAUCUUCUAAAACGACUACAAAGGUCGUUCUUGUGGCGUCUUUAAAUCCACAAUACGGUGAGAAUUUAAAGACGAUGUAUAUGAAUAAAUCAACGGUUUCAGGAGAAGUAAUAGAAAUUUUUCAACCAAGUCAUGAAGAUCAACAGAAAUUUAAUGAUAAUGAGCAUAACAUGAAGGCUUGGGUUGAUAUGUAUUUGUUAAGUUUAUCUGAUGUGUUGGUUACUACUUCUUUGUCUACUUUUGGAUAUGUGGCUCAAGGUUUGGGAAAUUUGAGGCCAUGGCUUUUAUAUAAGCUAGUAAACAAUGAGACUCAUUAUCCAGCUUGUGAAAGAGAGUUCUCAAUGGAACCUUGUUAUCAUUCUCCUCCUAAGCAUUAUUGUAGUGGAAAGCCUAUAAUGGAGUUUUCUUCUUCUUUUCUCUAUAUGAGGAAAUGUAAGGAUUUUGGUUUUGGUGUAAAGCUUGUAAGCUAAUGGUUUUAAAUAGUUAGAGAUUUUUCAUGAGUUUGUAGUUCUAUUUUAGAUUUAUUAUGCAAAUUGGAAGUGCAAAAUUGAUGAUUUUGUGAUGUAAAUAAUAGCAGUUCAAACUGCCACGUUUUUUCACAAAAAGUAAUGGUGCAAGAUCUUGUUAUCAUAA